Molecule: messenger RNA, 5224 nt
Organism: Loxodonta africana (African savanna elephant)
Lineage: Eukaryota; Metazoa; Chordata; Mammalia; Proboscidea; Elephantidae
Gene: NEK8
Product: NIMA related kinase 8
Exons: 14
Coding region: 2182-4428 (748 amino acids)
Biological process (GO): protein phosphorylation; animal organ morphogenesis
Cellular component (GO): cilium
Molecular function (GO): protein kinase activity; ATP binding
Source: RefSeq, a predicted model, not a curated record
CCCCCCGCGCUGGCGCUUCCCGACUGCUGACGGAGUACGCUCCCGCCCUCGCUCGCUUGGCCUUAUUAAUCCGCGUCCCCACUUUCCCCGGGGCCACCGGCUUCCCCGCCCUGGGCGGGGACUGAGAGAAACCUCCCCACCCUCAACUUCUUUCUGAGCAAAGUUGGGCGGGACCUGUCACCCACGCCCCUUAAGCCCUGGUCCUGCGGAGGGGUCGGAGGCCCGGAUCGGACGAUGAUUUCUGCACAGACCCUGUUCCUGCACUGGACCCACUAGCUUCUUCAGGCCAAGAUGGUCGUGCUUACCUGCUCCUAUUUCCCACCGCCACCCCCCGCACCAAGUGGGUGCUUAGGAACUAUUAACUCACCACCUCUUCUCCCAGCUGCUCCUGGGCUCCUGGGGCCAGGCGGCUGUCACAAUCCUCCCUCAGACAGUCCCCGUCCUCUUCUGGCUCCCUGGAGGCUGGGGCGGGGAAGACCGACGCUUUGCCCAGGCUACUGGAGUGACCCUCAUUCUCCAGCCCAAGGGCCUGGAGCAAUUGCGGCUCGCGGCCACUAGGUGCCAGCCUGUCCUCAUUGUGGCGAGGGCCUCCUGCCUUCAACGAGCUUGGCAGUUGCGUUUUAGGAAAGUUAGACUCUGGGCAAAGGGAGGAAGCGGUUGAGCCCCGAGGGGGUAGGAAGGGACCAGGGGCUAGGGGAAAGGUGCUGCGGGAGGGAAGAGAAAGCCAGAAGUAUGGGGCGCCAGAGACCCAGGGACUAAGCAGUUUGGGUGUUUGUUCUGCCUCCUCUGACAGCUCCAAGGUUACACAUUAACCCCUGUGGGCCUCCUGGGUCAACCUCGGCCUGUUGGUUUCUAGGUGAGGGCACUAGUGUCCCGGGUGAACGGCUUUCCCUCUCUGCACUCCCCUUUGCUUACAGGGCAGCUUUGUCCACCUGCCUACAACGACCUGAGCCAGAGACUGAGGGGCUCUCGUGGUCAUUCCAUGCGCGUUGGUUUGGGGCGGGGACAGAGGAUAAACACCCGUUUCCUCAACAUACCUCGCUCACUCAGAAAUAAAGAUACUAACCUUGAGCUAAUCACCAUCCUCCUUCUUAUGACUGAGAUUUUCAUGGAGCUCCCGCAGAGCAGGAGCCGCCGGAGAGAACCUUGAAUUAAACUGACUUCCCAUCAAGACCCGAGAUGGUGAUACCAGCCAGCACCCCCUACCUCUAGGCAGACCUUGCACCUAUCCCAGACAGGAGUCCACCUAUCUCCCAUCUUCCCCCCAUUAAGUUUUUUCUAGUUGAACGCUGAGGGCAGAGCACCCUGCUGCAGCGUUGCGUGUGUGGAGGGGACAGUUGAAGGAUGCUGACAAGCGCGGUGCUCACUACUCGGGACAGACUGAAAACUGUGUCACAUCCUCCCCAGGUGAAUCAAACUGCACAGCUCGGGGUUUCCCCGGUCCCUCCCUAGGCAAACAUGAAACUAACCCUGCUCCCUACCCCGCAGACCGAAAGGGCUGACACUCUCGGUUCAGUUUUGGUUAAGUAUUUAUCGUUUCCGUGCCAGUGCGAAUCCGCCCUCUCCUUCUGAAAUAACGUCACUCUUGGGCAGAGGGAGGUGGGUCCUCGCUUCCCACCCCCAGCUGGUCUGUGGAAGGUCAAUUCUCGGGGCACGGUACCCUUCGGGUCUAUCGAGGCUUUGCGAGGACUGGAUUGGGCCACACGUGUGGGGAGCGACGGUACCGUGCUGGCUACAGCGGGGCGCGACAAACAGUGGGAUAUCACCCCAUUCCCCGGACCCUGUGAGGGGCGGGAUCGAGAAAGAAAAGCGCUCGCGUGCCAGGGUUGCCUGGACGGUGUAAAUCAGCAGAGACGUGGAGGGGAACCUAAGUCUGAGCUCUACUUGCUCCGCCCCACAAAUACUCACAGGGCGGGGGCGGGGCCUUAGAGUGGGCGGGUCUGCGCACGCGCUGUGUCUGUAUGUGGCGGGGUUCCGGAAGUGUGGCUCUGAAAAAUGAGAUGGAGAAGUACGAGCGGAUCCGUGUGGUGGGAAGAGGUGCAUUCGGGAGCUCCCAGGCACCAGGUUUGCCCCGCCUGACCCGAGCCCGCCACCGUACUCCGUGUCCCCAGGAUUGUACACCUGUGCCUGCGCAAGGCUGACCAGAAGCUGGUGAUCAUCAAGCAGAUUCCAGUGGAGCAGAUGACCAAGGAGGAGAGGCAGGCGGCCCAGAAUGAGUGCCAGGUCCUCAAGCUGCUCAACCACCCCAAUGUCAUUGAGUACUACGAGAACUUCCUGGAGGACAAGGCCCUCAUGAUUGCCAUGGAAUACGCACCAGGUGGCACCCUGGCUGAGUUCAUCCAAAAGCGCUGCAAUUCCCUGCUGGAGGAGGAGACCAUCUUGCACUUCUUCGUGCAGAUCCUGCUGGCACUACAUCACGUGCACACCCACCUUAUCCUGCACCGGGACCUCAAGACUCAGAACAUCCUUCUCGACAAGCACCGCAUGGUAGUCAAGAUUGGCGACUUCGGCAUCUCCAAGAUCCUUAGCAGCAAGAGCAAGGCCUACACGGUGCCUGGGCAUGGAGGGGACCUCGGGAGUGCAGAAGGUCUUGGGGGCCAAGGUCCACAUUGUAUCCCUACCUCCUCCCUUCUCCCCCCACCCAAAGACCUUGGCCCCUGGCUGGGUAGUCUUGCAGAAGGAAGCACCUUGGCCUUGGCCUGCUUUGGGAAGAAGCUGCCCACAAAUGGACCUGUGUGCAGAGCACCUGGUCCCAUCUCCUCCACCCCCAGGGCUGUAAUACUGGCUUUCCUGGUGCAGGUGGUGGGUACUCCAUGCUACAUCUCCCCUGAGCUGUGUGAGGGCAAACCCUACAACCAGAAGAGCGACAUCUGGGCCCUGGGCUGUGUCCUGUACGAGUUGGCCAGCCUCAAGAGGGCCUUUGAGGCCGCGAACCUGCCAGCGCUGGUGCUGAAGAUCAUGAGCGGCACCUUUGCACCCAUCUCUGACCGAUAUAGCCCUGAGCUGCGCCAGCUGGUCCUAAGUCUGCUCAGCCUAGAGCCUGCACAGCGGCCACCACUCAGCCACAUCAUGGCACAGCCCCUCUGCAUCCGUGCCCUUCUCAACCUCCACACCGAUGUGGGCAGCGUCCGCAUGCGGAGGGUGGAGAAGUCCUUGACCACUGGACCACCCAUGGCCCCCGGCAGCGCAGGGGGUAGGACCACCAGCACCCGCUGCAGGGGCGUCCCCCGGGGCCCAGUGCGGCCGGCCAUCCCCCCACCUCUGUCCUCUGUGUAUGCGUGGGGUGGCGGUCUCAGCGCCCCCCUGCGGCUGCCGAUGCUCAACACAGAGGUGGUCCAAGUGGCAGCAGGGCGCACGCAGAAGGCAGGCGUCACGCGCUCCGGGCGUCUCAUACUGUGGGAGGCCCCGCCCCUAGGCGCCGGCGGGGGCGUCCUCCUCCCAGGGGCAAUGGAGCAGCAGCAACCCCAGUUCAUCUCCCGUUUUCUGGAGGGCCAGUCAGGUGUGACCAUCAAGCAUGUGGCCUGCGGGGACCUCUUCACGGCCUGCCUGACCGACCGAGGCAUCAUCAUGACCUUUGGCAGUGGCAGCAGUGGGUGUCUAGGCCAUGGCAGCCUCACUGACAUGAGCCAGCCUCCCCUUGCCCUCCAGCCCACCAUUGUGGAGGCCUUGCUGGGCUAUGAGAUGGUGCAGGUGGCUUGUGGAGCCUCUCAUGUGCUGGCCCUAUCAACUGAGCGAGAACUCUUUGCCUGGGGCCGAGGAGAUGGCGGCCGGCUGGGACUAGGUACCAGGGAGUCCCACAGCUGCCCCCAGCAGGUGCCCAUGCCCCCAGGACAGGAAGCCCAGCGUGUUGUAUGUGGCAUCGACUCCUCCAUGGUCCUCACUGUGCCUGGCAGAGCACUGGCCUGUGGGAGCAACAGAUUCAACAAGCUGGGUUUGGACCACCUUUCCCUGGGGGAGGAGCCUGCCCCCCAUCAGCAAGUGGAGGAAGCCCUGAGCUUCAUACCACUAGGCUCUGCACCUCUGGACCUGGAACCCCUGCUGAGUCUGGACUUGGGCACUGCUCACUCAGCUGCUGUGACUGCCUCAGGUGACUGCUACACUUUCGGCAGCAAUCAGCAUGGACAAUUGGGUACCAAUGCCCGCCGGAGCAGCCGAGCACCCUGUCAGGUCCAAGGCCUCCAGGGCAUCAAGGUGGCAACGGUGGCCUGUGGAGACGCGUUCACUGUAGCCAUCGGGGCAGAGGGUGAGGUAUACUCUUGGGGCAAAGGGGCCCGAGGUCGACUGGGAAGGAGGGAUGAGGAUGCCGGACUCCCCAGGCCAGUGCAGCUAGAUGAGACACACCCCUACACAGUGACCUCUGUGUCUUGUUGCCAUGGAAACACUCUUCUGGCUGUUCGUUCAGUCACAGAUGAGCCAGUACCCCCCUGAGGCACGUGGACAUCCUUCUCGACCACCCUGAUCAUUGCUUCUCUGAAUGUUCCUGAAAAGCACAGGUGCCUGAGGCAUGACCGUCCCCACCAGCUUCCGGGACUGUCAUCAGUGGGGUAUAAAGGCCAGCGAAGCUUUUGGCCUUGGAUUGUAAGCCUCAACCCACCCUAUUCCUCCAACACUGCUCUUUUCCUCCUCACUCCCACUUCUCUUAAUUCAGCGUCCUCAAGGUCCAGCCUGGUGGAGUUGGAAGCCAGAUCUAGCUUUGAAAGCAGGGUGGUCCCCGGAGCCUUAGCAAAAAAAGGCUAUAGAAGUGGCUGUGGCUGCACUCAGACCCCGCGCGCGCCCCCAGCCCAGUUAGAAAAUAAAUCCCUGGUGCCUACAGGUAGAGCAGCUCCAUGGAGCAGGGCAAGCCAGGGCCUGCCUGGCCCGCCUGGACUGCCGGUUCAGCCCGCCUGGCCUCUGCAUUGCCUGGGGCAGAGAGGUCGGAGAGCACUGCCCCCCACCCCCAUCCCUGUCCUGAGGCAAGGACUUGCACAACCCCUGCGCCCCUCCCCUCCCGGAUGAGAGUAGGAGACUCCAGAUGUGUCUACUGCAGGGGGAUACCGGCUGAAGGUUGCGCCUCACCGCUCGCCAUUACCCCAACCAGGUUCCGAGAAGGGGAAGCUGGCUGGUCCAGACCAGUUUCCCAGAGGACUGGAAAUAGUAACAUCAAUAAAAACGUCAGCUGCCUGCUUGCACUGUGGUCUGUUCAGGGGUAGGGGUGGCGACCAGACACCCCAGGGCAGGACUGGGC